UUCCGCUUUUCUUAAACACGCGUGUUACUAUCCUAGUUGACUGCUGUGUAAUAUAGUAAUGGGUAGACUCAAGAAAUCCCGCAAUCGUAAUACCUUUAAUUACAAUACCAAUAAAAAGAAACUGAAGAAAAGGUUAAGGAGAAAGGGAAAACCGCAAAUUGAAUGUCCUCAGAUCAGAAAGGCUUGGGAUGACAAAAAAACAGCAAAGCAAAAUCUUGAAGACAUGGGAUUGUUACUUGGAACCAAAGGCAUGCUUCCCAUUAAAGUUAAAAAGGAUAAACAGGGAAGUGAACCAAUGGAGACAAAUGUAUUACUCAAACCCUACGUCGUUAAAGAAAUGGAGGCAGAGGCCAGUCUCAAGGGCAAAGACAGAACAACAUGCUCCACUGAUAUGAUUGAAUAUGUUCAACACAUGGUUAGGGAACACAAUGAGGAUUACAAGGCAAUGGCAAGAGAUGAGAAGAAUUACUAUCAGGACACACCAAAACAGAUUAAACGGAAAGUUGAAUUAUACAAGCGGUGUCAUCCUGAGGAGUAUGCUACGUUCAUUGCAUCCCUACCAGCUCAGAUGUCCAAAUAACAACGAAGAGGUGGAUUUGAAUGGUGUUUCUCAAAUUGACAUCCAGAACAUUAUCUUAGCAGGUGUCUUUACGGGCUGCAAAUGUUGGAAUAUAUAUUAAAUAUUUGGUUUGCAUUCCCUUGCAAUAUGUUUUGCGUGUCCUCACAAUAGUUGUACGUUUCUUUGCAAUAAAUGUAACAUGGUUUUACUACAGUAAACAUAUAUUAACAAUGAUAUUCGUAGUGAAACCUUAGUGAUAAUACAGUAAAAUGAAAACUAUAGUUAUAAAAAUCAUGGUUUGGGUCCCCCAGUCAGAGCUGGUUAAUGUGGCUUGGGAUAGGGAAGUUUGGGGCCCCCUGCUGGAGCUGCUGCCCCCGCAACCCGACUUCGGAUAAGCGGUUGAAGAUGGAUGGAUAUAGUAAUAUUGUAGUAACCAUGACUGUUGUAGGCUAACUAUGUUUUGUUUUUGUGCGGAAAGUCGUUUAAUUAACCAUGUUUUUUUGGUGGAAAACAUGGUUUUAAUACAGUAUACUGUAUCCAUAUAGUAACAAUGGUUUUACUAUAGAUUAACCAUGGUAAUUAUUAUGGUUAUUACAAAUUUGUUGUAAAAUCAUAAAGGCAAAAUUAUGAAUUUUAUUUCCAUAGUUUUAAUUUUUCUGUAUUAUUAAUCUGGUUUUACUAUGAAUAUCAAGGUGGGUACUAUAGUAAAACCAUGCUAAAUCUAAUGCAAGGACACACAAAACUAUUCCUCAAAAAUAAUUAUUCCCUCCAUGUCCGUAUAAGGCCAUUAAAGAUAAGAGAAUGAUAAUUUUUUUUGGGGGGGGGACUAUUCUUUUAAUGUCAAUUAAUACAUCUUAUUGUUGAUAUUUACUUUUGAAUGCUUUUUUGAUGAAGCUUGUGAGCAUCUUGAGUUCUUCCUGAAUUUAUAGUUUUUAUACUUUGAAGAAAACCCCCAAAAAACAAACUGUUUUCACAGAAUAUUUAUUAAUUCAAACAUUCUGACUUGGAACAAACACUUCUGGUUUGUUUCAAAAAAUAAAUAUAAUACAACAUAACCAUCUGACACAAGGAAACAUUUAAGGCAAUAAUCUAAUACAUUAGUACACAUUGUAAGCAGUGCUGCAGUAGUGCUCUUAAAGACAUUGACGUUUCCUCGACAUCACUUUUGUCUUGAGAUCUCACAUGCGACAUGCUGAAUAAAGUGAGCAUUGCUGGUUGGAAAUCAGUUUAAAUGAUGUAUGAAGUCUGAACGUGUCUGGGAGUAACUGUUUUAUAGUUUAAAUAGUUGUUUCUGUUCAAGGUGCUUUCUAGAAACUGUAAAUGUAUAAGAAUUCUGAUUGUUACAAAUUGGCAUUGAAAAUUGUAUAAACCCCCACACUAUAUAAAACUGUGCUAUGUUUCAAAUUGUGAUUUGGAGAUGUGUUUAUUUUCAACAUCACAGGGUAGGUUUGUCUAUAGCCUUUAUAAUUUGAAUUAGAUGUGCUUUCCGGGAGCCCAAAUGUGAGAUUA
Molecule: messenger RNA, 2068 nt
Organism: Xyrauchen texanus (razorback sucker)
Lineage: Eukaryota; Metazoa; Chordata; Actinopteri; Cypriniformes; Catostomidae
Gene: nop16
Product: NOP16 nucleolar protein homolog (yeast)
Exons: 5
Coding region: 59-580 (173 amino acids)
Biological process (GO): ribosomal large subunit biogenesis
Cellular component (GO): nucleolus
Source: RefSeq, a predicted model, not a curated record